AUGGCAUUCGGAAAAUCGUGUUAUACUCCGACAAUUGCGGAGAUUUUUUUGAUGUUUGCUCAUGCAUCGGUGACUUUGGAUCUAGAAAUAUCACACCGUUUUCUUGAGAUUGGUCAUACCCAGAACGAAAAUGACAGCAUGCACGCUGUCAUAGAAGUUGCAAAGAAACGACAUUCGAAUAUUUAUACUCCUAACCAGUGGAUUAUCCUCAUAAAGAUGGCAAAAGUUACUCCUCUACAGUACAGAGUGAAAGGAAUGUCUCAAGAAGACUGUUUUAGUUUUAAACCAGUGGUUCAGAAACAGAACUGGAAGAGCACUAACACUGCUGAGGUGGUAAAGAUAAGCAAAAUUAGCGAAAAUCACUUCGAUCCGAAGAAUCCUUAUAAAGUUUAUUUUACCUACAGUUUUUCAGAAAAUUAA
Molecule: messenger RNA, 420 nt
Organism: Diabrotica balteata
Lineage: Eukaryota; Metazoa; Arthropoda; Insecta; Coleoptera; Chrysomelidae
Source: the annotation of a GenBank genome assembly